AUGACUGAUGGACCGCUGGUGUUUGUGUUCUGCCAUGGUCUCCUGCAGCUCUCCCAGCUCCUCUACAGCGCCUACUUCAAGAGCAGCCUCACCACCAUCGAGAAGCGCUUUGGGCUCUCCAGUUCUUCCUCGGGUCUCAUCUCCAGCCUGAACGAGAUCAGCAAUGCCAUCCUCAUCAUCUUCGUCAGCUACUUCGGCAGCAGAGUACACCGGCCGCGGCUGAUUGGCAUCGGGGGCCUGCUGCUAGCUGCAGGUGCCUUCGUUCUCACCCUUCCACACUUCCUCUCGGAGCCGUACCAGUACACUGCAGUCAGCACUGGGAACCGCAGCCACCUCCAGGAGGAGCUCUGUCAGAAGCAUCGGCCAAAUCUACCCCCCAGCAGGUGCCACAGUGCCACACAGGACACCCAGAAGGAGAUGGGCAGCAUGUGGGGUCUGAUGGUAGUAGCCCAGCUGCUGGCUGGCAUCGGGACGGUGCCCAUCCAGCCAUUUGGGAUUUCUUACGUAGAUGACUUCGCAGAACCCACCAACUCUCCCCUGUACAUCUCCAUCUUAUUUGCCAUCGCCGUCUUUGGACCAGCUUUUGGGUACCUGCUAGGGUCUGUCAUGCUGCAGAUCUUCGUAGACUAUGGCCGGGUAAACACAGCUACAGUGAACUUGAGCCCUGGUGACCCUCGGUGGAUUGGAGCCUGGUGGUUGGGCCUGCUCAUUUCUUCAGGCUUCCUGGUUCUCACCUCUUUCCCCUUCUUUUUCUUCCCUAGAGCAAUGCCCAGAGAGGCAGAGGUAAGUUUCUGACAGUCCAUGACUCUACUGACAGGAGCCAGAAAAGAGAGGCAUGUGGACUGGAGGUUUGUGUGCAAGUUUACAAUCCCACCGACGGUGCACACAGUAAUAUUCCUCCCCCCCUUCCCCCCUUCCCACCAACAUUGGUGGUUGUCUCAAUUCGCGGCGUUGGCUGCUCUGACCGGUGUGAGAUGGUAUCUCAGGGUUGUUUUGACCUUUUCUUUUGGAGAUCCCAGCUCCUUCUCACCAUUUGUAGGUGCUGUAAACCUCCCCGCGGCAGCCUUGGGGAUGCUGUUUGGAGGAAUCCUCAUGAAACGGUUCGCUUUCUCUUUGCAAACCAUCCCCCGUGUGGCCGCCACCAUCAUCACCAUCUCCACCAUCCUCUGUAUCCCCCUCUUCUUCAUGGGAUGCUCUGCCUCGGCCGUGUCUGAGGUCUACCCACCCAGCACACCAAGUUCUAUACAUCCGCAGCCUCCCGCCUGCCGCAGGGACUGCUUGUGCCCGGAUGCCAUCUUCCACCCGGUCUGUGGAGACAAUGGAGUCGAGUAUCUCUCCCCUUGCCACGCCGGCUGUAGCAACAUCAACAUGAGCUCUGUCACCUCCAAGCGAGCGGUCUACUUGAACUGCAGCUGUGUGACGGGAGUAUCUGCUUCAGCCAAGACUGGAUCGUGCCCCAUCUCCUGUGCCCACUUCCUCCUCCCAGCCAUCUUCCUCAUCUCCUUUGUAGCACUGAUCGCCUGCAUCUCCCACAACCCUCUCUACAUGAUGGUCCUGCGGGUGGUAAACCAAGAUGAGAAGUCUUUUGCCAUUGGAGUACAGUUCUUGCUGAUGCGCUUGCUAGCCUGGUUACCAGCCCCAGCCCUAUACGGCCUCACCAUCGACGCCUCCUGUAUCCGGUGGAAUCUGCAGUGCUCCGGGAGGAGAGGGGCCUGUGCCUAUUACGAUGUUGAUGCUCUCCGGGACAGGUACCUGGGACUGCAGCAGGCAUACAAGAUACUGGGCACGCUGCUUCUCUUCUUCGUCAGCUGGAGGGUGAAGAAAAACAGGGAGUACAAUGUUCAGGGGAAGGCCUCGGGCCUCAUCUGACCCACCAUUUGUGGGGGACUCCCCCCAGCCUUGUUCCUGAGACUGAAUUCUGCCUCUCCACACCUACCUGUAUUUUCUAAUGUCAUCUCAUCUCUCUCUCUCUCUCUCGUUUUUAAAUGAGAGAAAAACUUAAUCACCAUUUGCCUUACCCUCCUCCUCCUCCUUCUCCUCCUCCUCCUCCUCUUCCUC
Dipodomys ordii (Ord's kangaroo rat) is the source of this 2058-nucleotide messenger RNA. RefSeq names its product solute carrier organic anion transporter family, member 2A1 (gene Slco2a1). Gene Ontology annotation, molecular function: protein binding; prostaglandin transmembrane transporter activity. Gene Ontology annotation, cellular component: membrane. The record is from RefSeq and is a predicted model, not a curated record. Lineage: Eukaryota; Metazoa; Chordata; Mammalia; Rodentia; Heteromyidae. Gene Ontology annotation, biological process: prostaglandin transport; transmembrane transport; sodium-independent organic anion transport. The transcript is spliced from 12 exons.